This is a messenger RNA of Acanthochromis polyacanthus (spiny chromis), 1345 nucleotides long. RefSeq lists its product as uncharacterized. Lineage: Eukaryota; Metazoa; Chordata; Actinopteri; Pomacentridae. The record is from RefSeq and is a predicted model, not a curated record. The transcript is spliced from 5 exons. The coding region runs from base 109 to 1104 and encodes 331 amino acids.
AAGGAAACGAAACUUAAAGUGGCUCCUGGACCAGAAACUGCGGCUGAAUAUUCUGCUCAGAAAGUCAGCAGACAGACGGACACUUUCACACGGACGUUUGGCUGCAGGAUGAAGAUGAAGCUGCUCUUUGUUCCCGUGGUGCUCAUAUCAGCACUGGGAAUCGCAGACUGUACAACAACUCCAAAAGCACCUCCGACAACAACUCCGAAAACACAGUGGACACCACAGUGGACAACAGGGUGGACAACAUGGUGGACAACACAGUGGACAACAGAGGCUCCUGGACUGAAUCUGCGAGGGAAGAUGUUCACUUUGUCUCGUUAUUCGUCAGGAGUGACCCUCUAUCAUCCUUACUUUUCCAUCUCUUCCUUGUCCUUGACACCUGAAACCGCGGUAAAAGAAGAGACCAAGGCAAUAGAAGAAACCGAAGCAGGAGUAAAGGAAAGUCCCCCCGCCCAUCCCUACCCCAGCCCUCCAUACUGGACCACAGCGCCUCCCAGGACAGGUGUGUCCGUGUGUCUGCGUUACAUGAUCGACCAUCUGGACCAAAGAUCGUCCACAGUCUUCACACUCAGUCCAUCUGGCAGUUUUCUGAGCCUUGUAGACAAUUACGCUUCCUCAUACGCAGUAAGAUAUUACUAUUCCAAUUCUGUGAACCUGCGACCCAGCGUCAGGCUCUGGUCAUUCACAUCGCCGAGUGCCUGGACCAGUGUCUGCCUCACCUUAGACAGCAACAGGAGGGUGGUCCAGCUGUUCCAGGGGCCAUUCAUGAGCAUCAGGAAGGUGCUACCUGUUCAGUUUGUCUGGUCAGGUGAGCCUGUGAUGGAGUUUACAGGUACUGACGGUCAGGUGAAAGAUGUCCAGGUGUGGAAUUAUCCUCUCCGCUACAAAGAAGUCUACUACUACAUGACUGAUGACUCGUACUGGUCACAGCAGGGCAACAUUCUCAGCUGGUCCCACGUCAGAUACUCUGUCCAAGGACAAUCCUUUCUAGAGGACUCCUACGAGUCGCAGACAAAACAAUCAAUCAAGAGAGGAAGUCGCCUGUCCAGGAAGUUUUUCUCUGUUGGGAAGACCAAGGACUCAGAGAGAGAGAUGAUUUAAUCCAAAACAUAAUAAAUGCAUAAUCAGAAAAUUUUAAAUAAAUGAUUAAGAACCAAUAAUUCCCAGUGACAAAUAAAUCACAUUCAAAUAUCUGAUUUGAUAAAAAGUGUUUGAUUCUGUUGACAAGAAGACCAACUAUUCUCACUAAUGAGCUAAAAUCUGAAAGCCAAUCAGUUUUUACCAGUGCAAUUGUUUCUUUUAUUCUGUGUAUUACUAAAGCACAAUAAAUCUGGAAAACUCA